Molecule: messenger RNA, 1431 nt
Organism: Phacochoerus africanus (Common warthog)
Lineage: Eukaryota; Metazoa; Chordata; Mammalia; Artiodactyla; Suidae
Gene: EDARADD
Product: EDAR associated via death domain
Exons: 6
Coding region: 493-1110 (205 amino acids)
Biological process (GO): signal transduction
Molecular function (GO): protein binding
Source: RefSeq, a predicted model, not a curated record
CCAGACCUGUGCGCGGAGGAGAGUUGUGUCCUGAUCGAAGCCGAGGCGAGGGAGCCAGGAAAACGACCUGCGACUGCAGCCGGGUUUCAAAGCUGAUAAUUGUCUCCUAGCCGGUCCGGGCAGCAAUUGCGCGGAGCUCCGCGUUGGGACCUUCCGGGGGGAACCUGGGCCUAGGGCUGUUUCGGGCGCCUACCGCGGGCGCUGGGAACCCCGGGGCACUCGGCCGCUCCUCCCAGUGCCCCGGCCCGCGGCACCCGGGCUCCCGCCCGCGCCUCUGGAGGGGGGACCUGGACGCGCGGGACAGAGGCUUUGCUAAUUACCAAGCAGGAAGUGAGCGCAGGGAAGAGCGGUCGAAAGCCGGGGAGGGGAAAGAGGAGGAGGGGCGCGCGGGGCAGCGGAGGUUUGCGCCCCGCGUGUCGGAGCGGUCCGCCUCCCCGCCCCUGCAACCCGGCUCUCCUCCGCUGUCCUGCUCCGGCGCCCCACCCCGCCCCCAUGGCUUCUCCGGACGACCCUCUGCGCGCAGAUCACUUGGCAAAGGAGCCAGUGGAAGACACAGACCCCAGCACUAUAUCCCUUAACAUGUCAGACAAAUAUCCCAUUCAAGAUACAGGACUCCCUAAAGCUGAGGAGUGUGAUCCGGUUGCUUUGAACUGCCCGACCAAUUCAGAUAUGCAGCACCAGGGAGAAGAAAAUGGCUUUCCAGACAGUACUAGAGAUCCCCUUUCAGAUCUAAGCAAGGACGAGCCCUGCACCGAGAAGUGUACCUGUUCCUCCUGCUCGCUCCGGGCCCCCACCAUCAGCGACUUGCUCAACGACCAGGACUUACUAGACGUGAUCAGGAUAAAGCUGGAUCCCUGUCACCCGACGGUCAAAAACUGGAGGAAUUUUGCAAGCAAGUGGGGCAUGCCCUACGAUGAACUGUGCUUCCUGGAGCAGCGGCCGCAGAGCCCCACCCUGGAGUUCCUGCUCCGGAACAGCCAGAGGACGGUGGGCCAGCUCAUGGAGCUCUGCAGGCUCUACCACAGGGCCGACGUGGAGAAGGUCCUGCGCAGGUGGGUGGACGAGGAGUGGCCCAAGAGGGGCCGUGGAGACCACCCCCGGAACGUCUAGACCCCAGCUCCUUCUUGGUGGCCUCCCUGGACUUUGAAACAAGCCCAGGUUAAGGAGUGACUCGAAUCUGUUCUUUUUUAAGUUUAGGGUGAGCAUGUGGAACAGUGGGCCUUGGUUUUCCCCACACCUGGUGCUUUUGUGGAGGGAUGGGGUGUGUUCUGGGUGGCGGAUUUUCCUUUAGUGUUGCACAUCUGUUUUAAUUUAAUAUUUGAAUCUGAAACUGGGGACAGUGUGUGGUAGGCUCCUUAUAGGGACCAGGGCUAAAGCUGCCGUCACUUGGAUUCAUGCCGGGGUGAAAAUAAAAGUUUCCUCUCAAUUAAA